Molecule: messenger RNA, 1059 nt
Organism: Stylonychia lemnae
Lineage: Eukaryota; Ciliophora; Spirotrichea; Sporadotrichida; Oxytrichidae
Source: the annotation of a GenBank genome assembly
AUGUUGAUCAGAUAGUCAGUACAAUAAUUUAGGAAGAUUAAUGAUUUUGAUCACUUUGAGAGAGUAAUAAACUAUCAUCAGCUAAAUGACACAGGGAGAUAAUUUGUCGAGAAAUUCAUCCUUGAAAAGAUUGGAGAUUUAGACAACAAGAAUGCUAGAGUUGCUAGAGAAUGGCUAAGAUGGUAGAUUGAUGAUGAUUAUAUAUUUUAUGCACAAGAUGACCAAGUAAAUUGCGCAGUUAUGACUCCAGUGCUAAGAGCCAAGAAAUUCUGGGAUAAAAAAGAGUUUGACUGGGUUGAUGAGUUCGUAUCCUAUCAAGAUGUAUUUAUCAAGGAGAUGGAGUCUCUUUACAAUUAAUAGAAAUUCAGUAAAAAUGGGUUGUAUGUUGAAUUCUUACCUAAUGGAACUUAAGUUGAAAGAAACAUCGGAAUAGAAUAUCAAGGGGCUUGGAAUGUGUUUUAAUUCCUUACAAGAGGAUAUUAAGAUGAUACUGCACAAUUAUUAGUACCUGAAACAGUUAAAAUACUAAGAAGCAAGGUUAAACGUUUUAGAGAGCAUGCUACUUAUUCUUAUACCACUCCAAAUUCUCAUAUUGAGGCACAUAAUGGUGAGGACAACAAACGACUAAGGGUGAUUUUGCCAUUGAUAGGAACUGAGGGUUCUAGAAUGAGAGUUUCUGAUGAAUGGGUUUAUCAUCAAGCAGGAAAUUUGUUUAUUUUUGAUGAUUCUUUCGAGCAUGAAGUUUGGAAUGAAGGUAAUUCUACAAGGCUUAUACUUAUUAUUGAUAUCUGGCAUCCGGAUCUAUCAGACGAAGAAAUUUAAUUUUAUGAUGUACUCGAGAAAGAAUCUUAUAAAAUGGGCCUAAUUUAGAGAUAUUAUGAUAAAGGAAUUGAUUUGGAUGAGCAGGAAAGAAUUAUUAGUGAACUGGCUACAAAUAUGACAGAGCCAACGGCAGAAUAUGAAUAAAACAUUUUAACCUCUGACAAAACAGUUUAUAGUGAUACUGCCAAUGCAGAUAGUUGCAAGUAGAAUGAAAUAGACAAACUACAAGACCUAUGA